This is a messenger RNA of Prorocentrum cordatum, 905 nucleotides long. The record is from the annotation of a GenBank genome assembly. Lineage: Eukaryota; Dinophyceae; Prorocentrales; Prorocentraceae.
AGGCGCGGGGAGCUGAGCUACCCGCCCUACAUCACGCCCGUCGGCAAGACCCUGCUGGAGAGCCUGAUCCAGCGGGACCCGAACAAGCGCCUCGGGGGCGGGCCCGACGACGGCGAGGAGGUGAAGGCCAACCCGUUCUUUUCCGGCAUCGAUUGGAUCGCCAUCCAGCAGCGCAGGGUGACGCCGCCCUUCAAGCCGAACGUGUCCCAGGGCGGAGACGUGAGAUACUUCGACAGGGAGUUCGUGGACCUCCCCGUGGUCAACUCCGAGGUCACGGAGGGCAAGGACAUUCGUGACGCGCAGCACUUCGAGGGCUUCACCUACCAGGCCUCGGACGCGACCAUCUGAGGUCGGCUCGGCCUGCGGGGCGGGGCCUCAUCAUUGAUCAAUAGGAGGAGCGCGAUACAGAGGGCACGAACGCUGCCCGUGUACCUAGGUGCCCAGUCGCCGUCCACAAAGGGAGGGGGACCGCGCACACCGCACCUCCGGCCCCGCGACCUCCUUCCCCGCGGCCUCCCGGAACGCGCUCGCCCCCACAACUUCGGACCGACCCCGUCUCCGGGCCGCCUACAUGGGGCCGGCGACGUUGUUGCCGGUCGCGGCGCCCGGCGGUCUGUGCGUCUUUAGCUCGCGGGUGGGCUCGGUGUGCAUGCCGCAUCGCCCGGCAGGGCAGGGAGCUCGAGGAGCUCGGCAAGGGAGUUCUGUGUCUGGAUGAUCCAGUCUGCCCCGAGAUCCCGGCGUCGCAUCUUCUCUGUUCGCACUGGGCGGUUUUGCCCAGUUUCGGGCAGCGGGGUCCUCGCAGAGGGAGCAGGCUCGAGAAAUGGAAGGCUUUGGUGGGCUGGUUUUCCACCGCCACCACCAGCAGCAGGAGGGGGAGGGGGUCCUCGUCCUCCUCUUCUUCCUCC